AUGACGAAAACAGAAAAAGAUGAAGGGAGCCAUCCCCAAGGUGAUGUCGCGGCAGAAGUUGAUCCCGAGAAACGACCAAAUUCUUCAACCUUGACCGAUCCCGGGCAACCUGCACCCGAGUAUGAAUAUAUCACCGGCGUGAAGCUUUGGCUCGUGUUCAUAUCGGUCACUCUUACUGUCUUUCUCCUUAUGGUGGAUGAGAGCAUCAUCGUCACCGCCAUUCCACAAAUCACUAGUGACUUUCAUGCCUUGUCUGAUGUUGGAUGGUAUGGCAGUGCGUAUCUACUCUCAAUUUGUGUUCUUCAGCCGCUCACAGGAAAAAUAUACUCUCAAUUCAGCUCCAAGUACUCGUUCUUGUGCUUCCUAGCCGUGUUCGAACUAGGUUCGGUUCUAUGUGGCGCUGCCCGUUCUUCUACAAUGCUCAUAAUUGGCCGGGCAGUAGCCGGGAUGGGAGGAUCUGGUUUGACAAAUGGAGCAUUCACAAUUAUUGGAGCUUCUGUUCCUAUGGAGAAACGACCCGCAAUGCAGGGGAUUAUGAUAUCAAUAUCCCAGAGUGGUAUAGUCAUUGCUCCGAUGCUCGGGGGGGCCUUGGCGCAAUACUCAACCUGGAGAUGGUGCUUCUACCUCAACUUGCCAAUCGGUGGUGUGGCUGCACUCUUCCUCCUCCUAAUCAAGCUACCCGAUCGGAUUGAUCGUACCAAUAACGCUCCUCGUCUCACCAUUAUCGGUCUGGCAAAGAAACUCGACAUUACAGGAUUCCUAAUAUUCGCACCUGCAACAGUUAUGCUACUCAUGGCUCUUCAGUGGGGUGGGACGGAUUACCCAUGGAGCAGUGCGACAAUCAUCGGGCUCUUUUGUGGAGCGGGUGUUACAUUGAUACCUUUCGUAAUUUGGGAGUAUUAUGUGGGAGAGAACGCCAUGAUCCCCAUUUCAAUCGUCGGUCAUCGAGUGGUUUGGUCCGGUUGCAUUUAUGCGGGGCUCUUCCUUGGUGCAGUAAUGACGUUCACAUAUUACAUGCCGAUAUAUUUCCAAGCCGUAAGAGGUAUUUCUCCGUCGUUGAGUGGCGUAUACAUGCUACCAAGCAUCCUGAGCCAGAUGAUUGCCGCAGCCGUGUCAGGCGUUAUAGCUGGCAAGAUACACCAUUACUACCCUUUCAGCAUGGUCAGCGGGGUAUUUGUUGCUAUCGGCAGCGGCUUACUAUCAAUGCUAAGUCCAAGUACCCCAUCUUCCAAGUGGAUAGGCUACCAGAUACUGUUGGGUAUUGGACGUGGAUUUGGCAUUCAAAUGCCCAUCGUUGCGGUUCAAAAUAUUCUGCCGCCACAACAAAAUCCAAUUGGCAUUGCCCUUAUAGUCUUUUCCCAAACACUGGGUGGAUCAGUCUUCCUCGCUUUCGCCCAGACAAUCUUCAGUCAUAGUCUUAUAACCAAUUUGGCUAAAUAUGCACCAACAGUCAGUGCGCAUACCGUUCAGGAGGCUGGUGCAGCUGCAAUCCGUCAUGUGGUGGACCCACAAGACCUUCCUGGCGUACUGAAGGCUUAUCAGCAGGGUAUUAAUGAUAACUUUUAUUUGGUGGCAGCAGCUUCUGCCGCAACGUUCUUUCUAGCAUUUGCGAUGGGAUUGAAUAGGAUUAGCAAAAAAGAGGGUGGUGAGGUGGAGGAAUGA
This is a messenger RNA of Lachnellula hyalina, 1662 nucleotides long. Its product is annotated as Efflux pump. The coding region runs from base 1 to 1662 and encodes 553 amino acids. The record is from RefSeq and is a predicted model, not a curated record. Lineage: Eukaryota; Fungi; Ascomycota; Leotiomycetes; Helotiales; Lachnaceae. Gene Ontology annotation, molecular function: transmembrane transporter activity. The transcript has 9 exons. Gene Ontology annotation, biological process: transmembrane transport.